ACGAAACAUUACGUCAUAUUCACGAGACAACAGGGUCACGUUAUUCUGUUGCUGUUUUUGCAAUAAUCUUCAACAAAGCUUGUUUUAAAAGCUUUUUAAAAAUGUCUGCGAUGAAUUUCGGGUCGAAGAGUUUCAAGCCUCGCGCUCCUGAUAAAGGCGCGUUUCCUAUUGAUCAUUUCGGAGAGUGUAAAAUUUUCAAGGAGACGUUUAUGAAAUACCUCAGAGACAACAGCUUCGACAACUCCAAGUGCCGACUGCAGUCCAAAGACUACCUGGAGUGCCGCAUGGAAAAUCAGCUGAUGGCCAAGGAGCCAAUGGAGAAACUGGGCUUCAAAGACCUGAUCGAUCCUCCUCCCAGCCAAUCAGAAGGAGACACAAAACCAUGACCUGCUGCGGACUAUAUGGCCGUGUCUCAUUUCUCUAAUUUCCCCUCCUCGACUCCUCGGUCCUCCGGUAGUGACCCGGAAAUGAAUUUCAGCGCGCCAUGUUGAAGGACAUCUCAUUUCUCUCAGACACGAGGAUAGGAGUCGACGAGGGGAAAUCCCAGAAAUGAGACACGGCCUAUGUUGUCCUAUUGAAGCAUAUUAAAUGCAGUGUGAAGCUGAGAAGAUUUCAAAGACUUUAAGAGUGCAAGAGGAGACUUGCAGUGGUUUGCCUUGUGGUCUCAGUUUGUUACGGAGAACAAACACAAUGAAUCGUCUGUGUACAUAAAAUAUAAUGUAUAAUAUAUGGAGAUGCUGUUUUGGCAUUCAAAUAAACCUUUUGUAUUUAAAUUAAA
Molecule: messenger RNA, 778 nt
Organism: Trematomus bernacchii (emerald rockcod)
Lineage: Eukaryota; Metazoa; Chordata; Actinopteri; Perciformes; Nototheniidae
Gene: cox19
Product: cytochrome c oxidase assembly protein COX19
Exons: 3
Coding region: 102-386 (94 amino acids)
Biological process (GO): mitochondrial respiratory chain complex IV assembly
Cellular component (GO): mitochondrial intermembrane space
Source: RefSeq, a predicted model, not a curated record